AUGGGCGACUUUGUACCAUUUCAUGAUAAAUUUUGUGGUGAUGGUGAUGGUGAUGGGAGGAAUGUGGCUGGCAGCACUGGUGGUUGUGGGAAGAAGAUGGGAAGGAUUAUCAAUAUAGCAUCAGUUGUAGGUCUUGUUGGCAAUGUCGGACAAGCCAAUUACAGUGCGGCAAAAGCUGGUGUUAUCGGCUUUACAAAGUCAGUUGCCAAGGAAUAUUCAAGUAGGAAUAUAAAUGUAAAUGCUGUUGCUCCGGGGUUCAUUGCGUCUGAUAUGACUGCUAAGCUUGGGGCAGACAUUGAGAAAAAGAUUUUGGAGACUAUUCCAUUAGGAAGGUAUGGCCAACCCGAAGAAGUUGCUGGACUCGUGGAAUUCUUGGCUCUUAAUCCUUCCGCCAGUUACAUCACUGGACAGGAGAACAAAAUAUGGGGCACGACAUUCUUUCUAUUGUUCACAAGUACAGAGGCAUCUGGAAAUGUUACUCUUCACACUGUAAACAAGAUUGGACAAUCCGGGGUUACCUACAUUUCUAGCUUCAACCAGGAAAUAUUCAGAUAA
Molecule: messenger RNA, 555 nt
Organism: Fraxinus pennsylvanica
Lineage: Eukaryota; Viridiplantae; Streptophyta; Magnoliopsida; Lamiales; Oleaceae
Source: the annotation of a GenBank genome assembly